This is a messenger RNA of Myripristis murdjan (pinecone soldierfish), 4813 nucleotides long. RefSeq names its product exportin 6 (gene xpo6). The record is from RefSeq and is a predicted model, not a curated record. Gene Ontology annotation, molecular function: nuclear export signal receptor activity; small GTPase binding. Gene Ontology annotation, biological process: protein export from nucleus. NCBI's taxonomy places the organism in Eukaryota, Metazoa, Chordata, Actinopteri, Holocentriformes, Holocentridae. The transcript has 24 exons.
CCAAGCCUGAAACCAGCGAGCUAGCUGUCGCCUGAGCCUCCCCUGAGCUCUGAAAGGGAAAACAGGAACCAGCGCGCAUGAUAUCAUAUUUAUUCAAUGUCGCUGCAUGCCUUGCUCGAUAGACUCAUGAUUACAUAAUUAACGCUGCCGGUUUUUGAAAUUUGCUAUGGAGCAGUGAAGCUGAUGUGAGCGACAGCCAAAGAAGCAUGAUGCCCAUGUUUGACAGCUAACAAAUGUUAUUCCUGAAAAGCUAACCCAGUUAGCUAUCCGGUGUAACAUUAGCAGUCGUGUAAUGUUAGUUGAUACGGUGGGGUACAUAGCCAACCACCGCUGUACAUUUCGCCUGAGUUGCAGUCAGUGUUAAAUUUCCGAAAAUAACGAUUUCUGUUUUUUUGUUUUUUGUUUUUUUUUUCUAUGCACAAAUCUCAGCCGUUAUGCGACGGAUGCAGCUGGCUACCAUUUUAGAACAAGUUAGCCAUCCCGACUAGUGAGCUGACUUGCUCGCUGAAACCGAAACCUGUAUUAUUCUGUGCGCUAGCAGAUACAUGUUAACUCGUCGUUGUGUUAUGUUGUAGUUGUAGGUAACGUUAACCUCGCUAACCUUAGCUGUCUGACUAAGUUAGUUGUAUGUUGCAUGGACACAAGGCGAGCAGGCAGACCAUGAACCACCGCUGCGGUAACAUUAGCCAGCAACACCUCAGCUAGCUGUUGAAGAGCCUGGCUAGUUAGCUAUCACAGGCUUGCUACUCAUAUUAAAUUGAGACUAAGCCAUCUGGGGGGAGACAUCUUAGCCAAACAUGGCAUCAGAGGAGGCGUCAUUACGUGCGCUGGAGAGUCUUAUGACUGAGUUCUUUCACAGCUGCACCACCAAUGAGCGCAAGAGAGAGAUAGAAGAGCUGCUGAAUAACUUUGCUCAGCAGACAGGAGCAUGGCGUCACUGCCUGUUCUUCCUCUCCAAUACUCGGAAUGAGUAUGUAAUGAUGUAUAGCCUGACAGUAUUUGAGAACCUGGUGAAUAAGAUGUGGCUGGGAGUGGCUUCACAAGACAAGAUGGAGAUCCGCAGCUGUCUGCCCAAGCUGCUUCUAGCCCAGCACAAAGCAAUGCCCUAUUUCAUCCGCAAUAAACUGUGCAAAGUCAUCGUAGACAUUGGUCGCCAGGAUUGGCCAAUGUUCUACCAUGACUUCUUUACAAACACCCUUCAGCUGAUCCAGUCCCCAGCCCUGGCCUCGUUAGGCUUGGUGUUGUUAAAAACCACAUCAGAGGAGCUUGCAUGCCCUCGAGAAGACUUAAGUGUGGCAAGGAAAGAUGAGUUGCGUAAACUGCUGCUGGAACAAGUGCCCACAGUGCUUGGACUAUUGACUGGUAUCUUGGAGACCUACGGGGACAAGCACAAUGUCAUAGCUUCUACCCCCCCUCCCUCACCCACCUCAGGAGAAAGUGUGGAAUUGCUGGGCAGUCUGUUUCAGGGCAGCCAGUACUCCAAGCUUCUUUCCCAGCCUGUGGCAACAUUGGACAAUGAGAGCCAGCAACUGUGCUGCCUCGUCUUGGAGUGUCUGGCCCACCUUUUCAGCUGGAUCCCACUGUCGACUAGCAUCACACCCACCCUGCUGGCAUCUAUUUUCCAUUUUGCUCGUUUUGGCUGUGACCUUCGGACAAAGGCCAAGACUGGAUCCUUCAUCUCCUCCUCCACCUCGUCCUCCUCUAAUGGUCAGCUGCAUCCAGGGACACUGGCACCAACAUCAAAUGGAGGAGGGCGAACCUUGCAACAGAGUGAGGGGAGCAAGGUGGAUCAGGCCCGUCUUGGCAUCAUGGCCAUGACCUGUGUCAAUGAACUGGUGUCAAAGAACUGUGUGCCAUUGGAUUUUGAGGAGUACCUGCUGCGCAUGUUCCAGCAGACAUUUUUUCUUCUGCAGAGGCUGACACGGGAGAAUAAUGCUCACACAGUCAAGAGUCGGUUACAGGAACUUGAUGAGAGUUACUUGGAGAAGUUCACAGACUUCCUGCGCCUGUUUGUCAGUGUUCACUUGAGGCGGAUUGAGUCCAGUCCUCAGUUUCCAAUUGUAGAGUUUUUAGCCCUGCUUUUCAAGUACACCUUCAACCAGCCAAACCAUGAAGGCUACUUUGCCUGUUUGGAUAUAUGGAGUGUCUUUUUGGAUUUUCUAACAACCAAAAUCAAAAGCAGACUAGCUGACCGAGAAAGUGUUCUAAAUAGGUACAAAGAUGCCUUAGUGCUUCUGUUAAGGGAAGUUCUGAAUCGAAUACAGUUUCGAUACAAUCAGGCCCAGUUGGAGGAGUUGGAUGAUGAGACUCUUGAUGAUGAUCAACAGACUGAGUGGCAGAGGUAUCUGCGUCAGAGUCUGGAGGUGGUUGCCAAGGUGAUGGAGCUGCUCCCAUCCCAUGCAUUCUCUACUUGGUAAGAGAUCUUUCCAGUCCUUCAGGAAAAUUUGGAUGUAUACCUGGGAUUGCAGCAGUUUAUCGUCACCACUGGCACAAGUCGGAGGCUGAACAUCACGGCAGAGAAUGAUUGCCGUCGACUGCACUGUUCCCUCAGAGACCUCAGCUCCCUCCUGCAAGCCGUCGGCCGCUUGGCUGAGUAUUUCAUCGGGGAAGUUUUUGCUGCACGUUUCAAUGAUGCCCUGGCAGUGGUGGAGAGGUUGGUUGAGGUCACUUGCUACGGCUCUCAGACCAGCCUUUAUGACCUAGAGACCGCCGUGCCUUCUGUGCUCAAGCCAGACCUCAUUGAUGUCCAUGCCCAAGCCCUUGCUGCUUUGCAGGCCUACUCUCAUUGGCUCGCACAGUUCUACAGUGAGGUCCACAGGCAAAACCAGAACCGGUUCAUCACCCUCAUCACAUCUGCAAUAGAUGCCAGUAGCCCACUCAUCACUGCCAAGGUACCUGAAAAGUUGCUGCUCUCAGCGUGCCAUCUGAUGGUUUCCAUAACCUCCACGGUGCGGCCCGUGUUCCUGGUCACUCUGCCUGCUGUGCAGAACAUCUUCAACCUCAUCACGCAGAACCAGACGCGCAGACUUCCUCAAGAGGCUCACAUGCUGGUGUGUAGGGCUUUAUCCAACAUGCUGCUGCUCCCAUGGCCCAACCUGCCAGAAAGUGAGCAGCAGUGGCAAACUCGCUCCAGCAACCACGCCAGCCUUCUGGCAGCACUCACCCGGGACUACCGGAUUUUGAGGGGCACAGCAAAUCUGCCCCCUCGGGGCCCAGACCUGGAUCAAAUGAAAACAGUGCUGCAGCAGACCCUGCCUGUGCUCAGAGACAUCGUGAACAGCAUCUCCGGGGAAUCCACCAAAUCACGUCAGAUCUGUUACCAGAGUCUUCAGGAGUCUGUCCAAGUGUCGCUCAGCCUCUUCCCAGUUUUUAUUCAGCAGCCAGAUGUGACAGACGAGAUGUUGGCCUUCUUCUUGACCCUGUUUCAAGCCUUGCGAGUCCAGAUGGGCGUUCCCUUCACAGGACAGAUUAUCCACACUUUCCUCAGCAUGUUCACCAGAGAACAGCUGGCGGCCAGUAUUCUGCAAGAGGGCAGCGCGGGCUGUCGAGUGGUACAGAAGUUCCUGAAAAUACUGCAGGUGGUGGUGCAAGAGCCUGGCCAAGCUUUCAAACCCUUCCUACCCAGCAUCCUCUCUCUCUGCAUGGAGCAGGUCUACCCCAUUGUGGCAGAGCGAUCUUCCCCAGAUGUCAAGGCAGAGAUGUUUGAGUUACUUUACCAAAUACUCCACCAAAACUGGAGGUACUUCUUCAAAACUUCAGUCUUGGCAAGUGUCCAGAAGAUAGCCUCGGAAGAUACCAUGGAGAACGAGGCCCAGUUCACAGCUGCCAUGCAGGCUUUUGGACAGUCGUUCCUGCAGCCGGAUAUCCACAUCUUCAAGCAGAACCUCUCCUACCUGGAGUCUCUCAACAGCAAGCACAAGUUGUACCACAGAAAGCUGUUUCGGACCUCCAUGUUGUUCCACUUCAUCAACGUGCUCCUGCAGGUGCUGCUUCACAAGAGCCAUGACCUCCUGCAGGAGGAAAUCACCCUAGCCAUCUACAACAUGGCCUCUGUUGACUUUGAUGCCUUCUACUCGGCCUUUAUGCCGGAGUUUCUCAACGGCUGCCAAGGGGUGGACACCAACCAGCGGGCUGUUCUCGCACGCAACUUCAAACUUGAACGGGACUUGCCAUCAUUCACUCAGAGUGUGCACAGGCUGGUGAAUGACCUCCGCUAUUACAGACUGUGUAAUAGCAGCCUGCCCACGGGCACCGUCAAACUAUAGCACAACGACUGACGGCUAGAACCACUCCACACGACAACUAUGAUCUUAAAGGAUUACUGUGCUGACCACUUUGCCCAACACUCCUGCUCCAAGCUCCAGCCUCGCUCCACCUAUUCAGAGGAAUAGGAAGGAACAAACACGGUGAAUUUUUGGUUGAGCUGCUGGAGGUUGAGGAUGCUGCUGAUGUUUCUGUUUGAUUUCUGCUGUAGAAGGUUGGCGCUUUGUUUUUGUUUUUUUUAAGCAGUGCCCUCCUUAAUCUGUUGCCAACGAUGACUUGGCGAAGGGUAAACCUGGUCUACAGUUGGCUCUGGCUCAGGCUUGGAGCAGUCUGAGCCGGGCCUUCUGUCCCACGCCUCUGCAGCAAAGCCGAGCUGGGACUGAGCACUUUUCAACUCAAUUUGAGUUUUUUAAAAUGUCUGCUUUUAUUCAUUUUGCCUUCAGUUUUUUCAUCUCCAAAGGAGACAGACUCUCAACUUAAUUUCUUUCAUAUCAUUCCAUUCUGAAACAGAAAAAAACAUGCUUGAUUAAUAAAGUGCUUUUUAUUAAAA